CUCAACAUUUUUUUUUUUUGCUUAUGGCAUGUGUUGAAAUUUUGGGACCUGCAACUGGGAGAAGAAGGAGCCAAGACGUCAAUUUCACUCAACCAAUCCACCAUGAGAAGAGGGCCCUCACCAGUAUUGGCCUUUCCACCAUCAUCAGAGUACUCUAAACAAUAUAAACCAAGUAUAUUUAUUUUGUCAGGGGCCUGUAACCAUUGUAGCUCUCAAGAAGACAAAAUCUGUUAAAGUUCCCUUCACAUCCAACCAAUCUGCAAGCGCCCAAUUUUUCUUCAUGCACCAUUAUCCGUUUUGUCAUCAUCAUCCUCACCGUCAUAAUAGUAGAGUAAUAAAACAAAAAACCCCACAGAAGGCUCCAACCAGCAUCAUCUUCUUCAUGGUGUCUCCACUCAUUUAUUCGUCAUCACCACCACAAGCUCUCAAUCCUCCCAAAUUCCUGAGGUUGCCAUGUUCCCACCCAUAUCUCCAAAGAUUUUUUCACAAUAGGGGUUGGUAGGCUUUCUAGUACCCUAAACAACACUAGUGGAAGCUGCAGAUGCCAGAUGCCAAGCUAUUCCCUUUCCCUAUCAACAAGCAUUCUCAUAAUUAAGAAAUGGAAAGUCUCCACUGCUGAGCUCAGUGGAUUAUUCACUUUCAUGUGAAACUCAACCCAUCUUCUUGUGAGUAUUCUCCUUUUGUUCCCACUUUUUAAUAUUAUUGCCCUUUCAUGGCCACUAAGCCUGUGAUUCCUCUGUUAUGCAUCCUCCCUUUAACAUGGUUGAUCGUGUGCCUCCCUCAUCUACCACUGAUUCCAGGCGAGUCAUGCAUUGGAAACCCUGAAAGCACCUGAAAUUUGGUUUCUCUUGAGUUAUGCUUUGAUGGGCAUUUCUUGUUUAUCCAAGAUGCUGGUUUAGUAUGGAAUAUUUGUGCUUUUUUGGUCUGUCUGUUCCUUCUGGGGAUGUGACUUCCUCUGCUCCUCUUUUAGUUAUUUAAUUGCAAUUGGUAUCUGCAUGUUGGAAAUUUAAAUGGUCGCAUCUUGUUCUUUAGGAAUAUUUCUUUAGCACAUAAUUGUAGAAUUCCAGCUGUUCUAGUUUAGGGUCGCUUAUAGGUCUGGUACUAAUGGGUAAAAAAUCCCUUGAGUGUUUGACAGAAAUUAGUACAUGGGGUUGAUUAUUCUAUUUAUUUCACUUCAAUUCAAGAUGUCUGUUAGGUAUUGGAAAUAUGGUGGUUAGGUACAUCAUUUAGGAUCACCAUGAAUCUGGUUUGGCUUGUGUUGCUUUUGAUCCUUUGUAUUAGAGGAUACACUGAAGGGGUUUUGAAUCCUGAAGUCGUGAAUAUUGGAGCUAUAUUCACAUUUAGCACUAUCAAUGGGAAAGUUGCAAAGAUAGCCAUGAAGGCGGCUGAACAAGAUGUGAAUUCUGAUCCAAGCAUUCUUGGUGGGAGAAAACUGGCUAUAACCCUGCAUGAUUCCAACUAUAGCGGAUUUCUCAGCAUCGUUGGGGCAUUACAAUUCAUGGAGUCUGACACAGUAGCUAUUAUUGGUCCACAAAGUGCUGUGAUGGCCCAUGUACUCUCACAUCUUGCAAAUGAGCUUCAUGUUCCACUACUGUCAUUCACAGCCCUGGACCCGACCCUCUCGCCUCUCCAGUUCCCUUACUUUAUUCAAACUGCUCCCAAUGAUCUAUUCCAGAUGACUGCCAUUGCAGAUAUGGUUAGUUAUUUUGAAUGGAGAGAGGUUAUUGCAGUAUACUCUGAUGAUGAUCAAAGCCGAAAUGUAACUACAUUAGGUGAUAAACUUGCAGGAAGGCAGUGUAAAAUCUCCUACAAAGCAGCCCUUCCCCCUGACCCAAAAGCAACUCGUGAUCAGGUUUUUAAUGAAUUGGUGAAGGUUCGAAUGAUGGAAUCCCGAGUAAUUGUUCUUCAUACUCUUUCCAAAACAGGUCUUUUGGUUUUUGAUGUUGCCAAAUACCUUGGGAUGAUGGAGAGUGGUUAUGUUUGGAUAGCUUCUACUUGGCUAUCUACCAUACUAGAUUCUACUCCGCUUUCCUCCAAGACUGCCAAUUCGAUCCAAGGAGUUCUCACACUUCGUCCUCAUACACCUGAUUCAAAAAAGAAAAGGGAGUUUUCAUCUAGGUGGAACCAUCUGAGUAAUGGAACUAUUGGUUUGAAUCCUUAUGGUUUAUAUGCCUAUGAUACUGUUUGGAUGAUUACUUAUGCACUAAAAACAUUUUUCGAUCAGGGUGGCACCAUCUCAUUCUCCAAUAUUACAUCUGCGACUGCCUUGGUGGCAGGAGAACUGAAUCUUGGUGCAUUGAGCAUUUUUGAUGGGGGACAGCAGUUGCUUAAGAACAUACUGCAGAUCAAUAGGACAGGUUUAACUGGCCCUCUACGAUUUGGUCCAGACAGAUCCCCGGUACAUCCUGCAUAUGAGGUCAUUAAUGUAGUUGGAACUGGAUUCAGGCAGCUUGGAUACUGGUCUGACUAUUCUGGGCUCUCUGUUGCAUCUCCAGAGACGCUUUAUGCAAAACCGCCUAACCUUUCAAGAUCAAACCAACAAUUGUAUGAUGUAUUAUGGCCUGGUGAAAUAACAAAGAAGCCUCGUGGGUGGGUCUUUCCAAACAAUGGGAGACGUCUAAGGAUUGGAGUUCCAAACCGGGUUAGUUAUCGUGAUUUUGUGUCAAAAGGAAAAGAUACUGAUGACCUCCAUGGAUAUUGCAUUGAUGUAUUCACUGCUGCAAUAGCCUUGCUCCCAUAUGCAGUCCCAUAUAAGUUUGUUCUGUUUGGGGAUGGUCUGGAAAACCCGAACUACAACCAGCUUGUAUACAAGGUUGCCUCUAAUGACUUCGAUGCUGCUGUUGGGGACAUUGCAAUUGUCACCAAUCGUACAAAGGCUGUGGAUUUUACUCAGCCAUAUAUAGAAUCAGGCCUAGUUGUAGUGGCCCCAGUCAAGAAGCUGAACUCAAGUGCUUGGGCUUUCUUGAAGCCUUUUAGUCCAUUGAUGUGGGGUAUAACAGCAUCAUUUUUCCUUAUUGUGGGAGCAGUUGUGUGGAUUCUCGAACAUCGGAUCAAUGAUGAUUUCAGGGGGCCACCUAAGAAACAGAUUGUCACAAUGUUAUGGUUUUCCUUCUCAACCCUGUUUUUUUCCCAUAGAGAAAACACAGUAAGCGCACUCGGGCGUAUGGUGCUGAUCAUCUGGCUUUUUGUAGUUCUGAUAAUCAACUCAAGCUACACUGCAAGCCUGACAUCAAUCCUGACUGUGCAACAACUAUCUUCAUCCAUUAAAGGAAUUGAGACAUUGAUAACUAGCAAUGAUCGUAUUGGAUUCCAAGUAGGGUCCUUUGCAGAGAACUAUUUAAGUGACGAACUUGACAUCCCUAAAUCUAGACUCAUUGCUCUUGGCUCACCAGAAGAAUAUGCCACUGCCCUUGAGAAUGGAACUGUCGCUGCUGUGGUUGAUGAACGACCCUACAUAGAAGUCUUCCUUGCCAGCCACUGCAAGUUCUCAAUUGUAGGGCAGCAGUUCACUAGAAGCGGGUGGGGAUUUGCAUUUCCAAGAGACUCUUCCUUAACUGUUGACUUGUCAACUGCCAUCCUCACGCUAUCAGAGAACGGUGAUCUUCAAAGAAUCCAUGAUAAGUGGCUGAAAAAUAAAGUUUGUUCAGACAACUCUCAGCUUGGAUCUGACCAACUUCAGUUCCAGAGCUUCUGGGGCCUUUUCCUCAUCUGUGGGAUUGCAUGCUUCCUUGCUCUCCUUGUAUACUUCUGCAUGAUGGUACGCCAAUUCAGCAAGCAGUUUUCUGAAGCAAGUCCUUCCAGCCAUGGCAGCUCUCGCUCUGCACGACUUCAAACAUUCCUAUCAUUUGCUGAUAACAAGGCAGAGGUAUCAAAAGCCAAGUCCAAAAGAAAACGCGGAGACAUGUCUUUAGAUUCCAAUGGCAGGGAAGACAAUUCAAGAAAUGGAUCCACGAGAACAAAACAAACAGAUCUCCCAUCAGAGAUUUAAUGGGAACACUUGUCUUUAAUUAAACUAGUGCUGCCAGUCACAACUAUAUCAUCAUUCCAUACAAUUUUCAUCGUAUGUCAUUACCAUGCUUUCCUUUUCCUUUCUUUUUUUCUUCCCUUUUUUUCCCCUCCCUCGAGGCUGUAUACUGUAGGUGUUUUGAUUGUCAAUACAAACACACCAUACUCAAAUGUAGAUCCUGAAAUCCAUAUAUGAUAAUGUCAGUUGAGGAAUGAUCAGAAUCAUUGAUCAUUUGUGAAUCUUUUACAGUA
Messenger RNA from Vitis riparia (riverbank grape), 4257 nucleotides. Its product is annotated as glutamate receptor 3.2-like. Gene Ontology annotation, molecular function: glutamate-gated receptor activity. The record is from RefSeq and is a predicted model, not a curated record. Gene Ontology annotation, cellular component: plasma membrane. NCBI's taxonomy places the organism in Eukaryota, Viridiplantae, Streptophyta, Magnoliopsida, Vitales, Vitaceae.